AUGUUGGAAAACAUUCCAGGUCCAAGCAGGGCUUUAGAAAUCCAACUGCCAUGUAUUGUCUUCCUUGUCACAACACCAGCCUUUGUGGUCAUCCGUCUGUGGUCCCGAGCCAAGUCUCAGUCGGGACUGGGGUGGGACGACUGGACCAUUUUGGCAUCUUCCGUGUUUGCGGUUAUCGUCAUGACCCUCAUGCUGGCGUCCUGCGCUUAUGGCUUUGGCCAACAUAUCGCUAAUCUCACAAGACCGAAUAAACAAAUGACCUUGAAGCUCUUCUUCGUGAGCCAAGCCUUCUACAAGCUCACUAUGAACAUGACAAAGAUGUCGAUUCUACUGCUUUAUCUGCGCAUUUUUAUCCAGAGUUGGUUCCGUAUCAUCUGCCAUGUGCUGUUGGUUAUCAUCACCUCCUACAUGGUGGCCGCCUUCUUCGCCUCCGUAUUUCAAUGCACACCAGUGUCCCGCACCUGGGACAAGACCAUUGCAGGAUCAUGCAUUGACAUCACCACAAACUGUGUCGCGGUUACAAGCAUUAUCCGGAUGCAGACCCUGGACUUCUCCUCUACAAGUCCUGACACCACCUACGAUCUCGCCUCCUCAAUAUGGACGAUAACCGAAGAAAACGUGGCAAUCACCUGUGCCUGUCUGCCAAUGAUGUGGACACCACUUUCGAGACUCUUUCCCUCCCUCUUCUCCACAGAUCACGGGUCUGACAACUGUGGAGGCUCGGCUGUCAAGAACUCGGAGCCUAACGCCACGUCACGGUCUGGGAUUAACUGGAUACAGUUUCAAACGUACUCGGAUACCAAGAUUAACUUCAGUAUAAAACGAACCACUGUUUCUCAAUCCCGCCCGUCAGAGGAUAGCACGGGCCAAAUCCUCCCAUAUGGCCAGGUCGGUGAGGCACAGGAUCUAAAUGCCAGUGGCAUCAGAAAGGUCACAGAAUAUCAGGUCUCUUAUCUCAACGCAAAAUUGCCUUCGAGCUGA
Penicillium soppii is the source of this 981-nucleotide messenger RNA. RefSeq lists its product as uncharacterized. The transcript has 5 exons. The coding region runs from base 1 to 981 and encodes 326 amino acids. The record is from RefSeq and is a predicted model, not a curated record. Lineage: Eukaryota; Fungi; Ascomycota; Eurotiomycetes; Eurotiales; Aspergillaceae.